CCGUUAUUGGCACCGGGGGACUCGAUUCAAACUUUUCCCGUGGAGUACAGAAGCCCACGCUUGUCGUCACCGUCGCCGAAGGGAGGGCGUACUAGUAUGACAAACCGGCUCUGUCCCUCGUAGCUGUCAAUAUCUCCUAAGUACGGUGGCAGGACUGAGUUCCUCUCCCCAUCGUUUCUGUGUUUGUGGUAGUGGCCAGUUUUACCCGUUUUUUUUCACGCCGGCUCAAGAUGGCGGCGGUACAGCUGAAGGGUACUAGCCGCUCGGAUUGAGUAGUUUUUAAUCAUAAAGAGAUAAAAAACAAAAUAUUAAUUCGGGAAAUUAGGUUUAAAGAAAUUAUUUAGAACUUGCCCACCCCUGAAUUAUCACAAUCGGAUCUUUGUCAUCGUGUUGACAGAAUUUUCUGUCAAAAUGUUCACGAUCUAGCUGGCUAGCUCGCUGGCUACCACAGGACACCGGAGAGAGGUGGAGAAUGGGAGAGAAGCUGGAACUCAAGUUGAAAUCGCCGGUUGGAGCCGAAGCAGCGGGCUACCCGUGGCCAUUACCAGUAUAUGAUAAGCACCAUGACGCUGCUCAUGAAAUCAUUGAAACCAUACGGUGGGUGUGUGAGGAGAUUCCUGACCUCAAGCUGGCCAUGGAGAACUACGUCCUCAUCGACUACGACACCAAGAGCUUCGAGAGCAUGCAGAGACUGUGCGACAAGUACAACAGAGCCAUCGACAGCAUCCACCAGCUGUGGAAAGGUACCACCCAGCCCAUGAAGCUAAACAAGCGGCCCUCCAACGGCCUGCUUCGCCACAUCCUGCAGCAGGUGUACAACCACUCGGUCACCGACCCCGAGAAACUCAACAACUAUGAGCCCUUCAGCCCGGAGGUGUACGGCGAGACCUCCUUCGACCUGGUGGCGCAGAUCAUCGACGAGAUGGAGAUGAUGGAGGAGGACACCUUCGUGGACCUAGGAAGCGGUGUGGGACAGGUAGUGCUACAGGUUGCCGCGGCGACGAACUGUAAGCAUUACUAUGGGAUUGAGAAGGCGGAUAUCCCGGCCAGUUACGCAGAGUCGAUGGACAGGGAGUUUAAGAAGUGGAUGAGGUGGUACGGCAAGAAGCACGGAGAGUACACGCUGGAGCGGGGAGACUUCCUGUCGGAGGAGUGGAAAGACAGAAUCGCCAACACAAGUGUUAUUUUUGUGAACAACUUUGCCUUUGGUCCCGAGGUGGAUCACCAGCUUAAGGAGCGGUUUGCCAACAUGAAGGAAGGUGGCAAAAUCGUAUCCUCAAAACCUUUUGCACCUCUAAAUUUUAGAACUAACAGUCGAAACUUGAGUGACAUUGGCACAAUCAUGAGGGUAGUGGAACUGUCUCCUCUGAGAGGCUCAGUGUCCUGGACUGGGAAGCCGGUUUCCUACUAUCUGCAUACAAUAGACCGCACCAUAGUGAGUCAUUACUACUGCUCUGAGAGACGCUCGUCUGUCUGUGCCUUGCAGGAGGAGCAAGAGGCAGCUAGGCGUCGUCAGCAGAAAGACAGAGACAGCAAGAGCAACACCACCACCCCGACCAAGGCCAAGGAGCACAAGGACUCCUGCGGGGAGGACGAGCGGCCGGGCCUGCUGACGGCGGCCAAGGCGUCCCCGAAACCCCGGCGGGCGCGGCUGAUGGCCAAGAGCCGGAAGCUGGGGAGCAGGAAGCGGGGGCGCCCCAAGAAGGCCUCGGCCCCCGCCGCCGCCGCCGCCGCGCCCACCGCCGCCGAGCGCAAGAGCAGGAAGAGCCAGAGCGCCCUGGAGCUGCUGCACGCCAAGACCCUCUCGGCAGCGCCCCCUCAGGAUGCAUACAGGUCACCUCACAGCCCCUUCUACCAGCUACCUCCCAAAGUUCAGCACUAUACAUCUGGGCAGCUUCACCUGGGCCCCACCCCCCCGGCCCUGCAGCAGUUACUGGAUAACUUCAAGGUGCAGUACCUGCAGUUCACGGCCUACAUGAAGACGCCCCAGUACCGCAGUAAUCUGCAGCAGUGUCUGGAAAAGGAGAAGCUCAGACACAGUGAGCUGACUGGUCAGGUGGAGCAGCUGUACGGUGUGUGUCAGACCCACAAGGAGAAGAUUAAAGCGCUUUGUCAGGCCAAACUGGAGGAGCUGGGAGUGAAGGCGGUGACUGUGGAGGACCUGCUCCAGGCCCAGAAGGAGAUCGCAGCGCACAACCGGCAGCUGCAGGAGCAGACCAGGCAGCUGGAGAAGGACAACGCGGAGCUGCGGGAUCAAAGCCUGCUCCUGCUGAAGUCUCGCUGUGAGGAGCUGAAGCUGGACUGGGGCACUCUGUGUUUGGAGAGCCUGCUGAAGGAGAUGCAGACCCUGCGCAGGCAGAUCUGUGAGAACCAGCGCCACUACCUGGAGCUGCAGAUCAGCAUCGUGGAGCUGGAGACGAGCCAGAGGCAGCAGGAGCUACUGCAGCUCAAGUCCUACAGCCCCUGCGACGAGCCCCUCUACCGCAAGAGCCUCCCCAGCCUGGACCCCCGGCCCCCGCGGGAGCCCGGCACGCCCAAGCUGGGCCUGGUCGCCACGGCGAUGAACGGGCUGAGCCCGGAGCUUUCCAUGAACGGCACGGCCUCGCCCUGCGAGCGGGCCGGGGGCGGGGGCGGGGGCGGGGGCAAGCCCGAGCUCCUGUCCCGCUACCUGCCCAUCUCCCCCGAGCACGACAUCGUGCCCCCCACCCCCGACGCCCGCCACCGGCAGCUGGGGCACGCGCUGCCCGACUACACCCGCUUCUCGCCCGCCAAGAUCGCCCUGCGCCGCCACCUCAACCAGGACCCCGGCAACGCCCCCUUCCGCAGCCCCGGGGCCUUCACACACAGGGGAGACCUUGCCAUGGUGUCACCUCCUCCCCUGGGGAUAAAGCAAGGCUGCCCAUCGCCCAGCUCUCCUGACACACAACAGAGCGCCACGCCCAAGUCUGCAGAAAGGGCGUGUAAGGAGAAGAGCCCGGCGGUUGCCGGGGAUACCAUCACCAGCCUGCCAAUCAGCAUCCCCCUCAGCACUGUGCACCCCAGCAAGCUGCCCGUCAGCAUCCCCCUCGCCAGCGUGGUGCUGCCCAGCCGGGCCGAGAGACUGAGGAACACGCCCAGUCCGGUUUUCCAGGGCCGGGACCCCACGGCUCAGAGCAACGGCAAGCAGCCGCACACCCCUACCUCAGGGUUCUCCUCGGGUUCUGUGAUGGUGAACGGUGGCUCUCACUCCGGAUCCUUCUCCCUGGACCACGAUUCGGCCUCCUCCUCCCCGCCCCCCCACUGCACCCCCCCGUCGGGCCUGCAGGGGCGCCCCUCCGGCUACAGCCCCCCGCCGGGCACCGGGGGGGUGCUGCAGUACGCCGACGGCCCCCCCAGAAUCCUCCCCGAGACGGGGCCCGGCGGCCGGCAGGCGGAGUCCGACUCGGAGCCCCUCCACGAGAGCGAGGCCAAGCGCCGCAUCUUCUUCUCCUCGUCCUCCUCCUCCUCCUCCUCCUCCUCGUCCUCCUCCUCGUCCUCCCGCCAGCACCACGGCAAGCAAGGGCAGAAUCACCACGGCAACCACCACGGCAACCACCACCACCAUCACCACCACCACCACUCGCCCGGCUCCGCCUCGCACGAGGGCCGCAAGCGGGGGCGGCGGAAGCGCGGCUCGGCGGGCGGGCCCCCUCCCGGAGGCUCCUCCCCCAAGAGGCGGUCCUUCCCUGGAGUGGGCGGGGUCAACCACCCCUCUGGCUCCCCCCUCAACAUCAACUCCAUGGUGAACAACAUUAACCAGCCGCUGGACAUCGCCGCCAUCUCUUCCCCCGAGCAGGCGGGGGGGAGCCCGUGCGGGACGGACCUGGACCAGCCCCCCGUCCUGAAGAGGGAGUGGCCCGUGGAGCUCAACGGCUCGGGGCGCUACUCCUCCCCGCCCAGCUCGGACGACGAGGACCCGGGCUACCCCGCCGACAGCUCCACUCUACCCACGAUCGAGAGGAAGAUCGCCACCAUCUCCCUGGAGAGCAGAGACAGCCCCCUGAAGGGGGGGGAAGGUGGCUCGCUGGGGCGGAGAUCCGGAAACAGCAGCAGUGAGGUCUCCUCUUCCUCGUCUUCCUCUUCCUCGACCUCCUCCAGCAAGUGGAAGUCUACCUUCUCCCCGAUCUCCGACCUCAAGCAGCCCCCGGCCGACCCCAGGCAGGGGGGCUCCCCCUUUGGGGUGGGCGGGGCCCGGGGCGGAGGAGGCGGGACCGACUCAGACUCGGAUCACAAGCAGCAGCAGCAGCAGCAGCAGCGGAGGGGGGAGGGAGGGGCCCCGGACUCCACGCACCCCUCCGGGACCCCCUUCCUGAACCACAACCCCUUCCUCAGCCAGGACCCCAGCCAGGGGUGCCGCGGGGGGGCGGCAGGGGGGGGUCCCGACCGGCAGCCGAAGCAGAAGGCCCCCAGGGACUGGGAGCUGAAGCCCGGCAGCCAGAACCUGUUCAUCUCCGCGGCGACGGCGGCGGCGGCGGUGGGCGGGGCCGUCCUCGGCGGGAAGGGGGGCGUGGCCGCGGUGGUCUCCUCCGCCCCCGGGGUCGCCGUAGGACAGUACCUGGGGGGGCAGUUCCCCCUGGGGGGCACCUCGGUCCUCCACCCUCUGUUCGGGGGGCAGACGCCCGUUUCGGGGGGUGCGUCGGGGGCGCCCCGCCUGGUGAACGGACACACUUCCCUGGGGGCCUUCUCCACCACGGGCCUGGCCGGGGGCGCUGCAGGAGGUAUAUUUCACCACGUGGUGCCUUCAGUUUCCUCUCGGCAGUUUGGGGCCUCCUUGCCGGUCCCCGGGGCCCUCAGCUCUCUGCUCAGUCUCUCCUCCCAGGCCCCGUCCCAGCAGAGCGGCCCCCUGGGGCCCGCCUUCCUCAGCUCCGCGCCCUCCUCCUCCUCCUCUUCCUCAGCCCCGCCCCUCUCCCAGACGCAGCCCAGCCGCACCCAGACCGUCCUGCACUCCCCGCAGGCCCCGCCCCUCUCCCUGCCCCCGCCCCCUCCCCUGCUGACUGCCGCCUCCACCCCCCCGCCCCCCGAGCCGGCCCAGUCCCGCGGGCCCCACCCCGCGCCCCCCCACCACCACCACCAGAGAGCGCUGCCUUCGUCCCUCUCCCUCUCUGUGCCCUCCUCAUCCUCCGCUUUGGUGUCCGCUGGCUCCGCCCCCGCCGCUGCUUCCUCCCUCCCCCCCUCCUCCUCGCGCGCUUUCACGGUGCACCACCCUCCCCUGCCGGCCCCGCGCUCCGCCCCUGCCCCUCCCCUGCCCCACGGCGGCGGCGGGGGGGGCGGCGUGGGCAUGUGGCGGACUUUGGGGAUGCAGUCCCCGUACGUGGCCUCAGCCAGCCCCCGGCCCAGAUAGGGCGCGGGGCGAGGGGUUCGGGGGGGGGGGUAAGGGGGGCGGGAGGGAGGGACACGGGACGGGGGGGCUGGCUGGCUGUGCCGUGUGCUUCCCCAUCCUGCUGCUCAGUCCGGGAAUAAAAGGUAACUGAAGAAAUCUACCUCAACCCUAUUAUCAGACCUAUGCAAAUGGACAGGUGUGGACCAAGGAGGUGUGGCCCUCUACUCACAGUCUGGUGCUCCCUCUCAUCACUGAUUGGUGCUCCCUCUCAUCACAGACUGGUGCUGCCUCCAAUCACAGACUGGUGCUCUCUGUCAUCCUCUCAUCACAGUCUGGUGCUCCCUCCAAUCACAGACCGACCGGUGCUCUCCGUCAUCCUCCAACCACAGACUGGUGCUCUCUUGACUUCUGAGCCGCCUCUCUCAUUGGCUGCGUGUUCAAAACAAAACAAAACAAAACAAAAACAAAAAGAACGAAACAAAAACGCACGUGCAGCUCCACUAUACAUUCAUACACUCAGCCAGUCCUGAGCGGCGUCGAGACGGCCCAGCCCUGCGUGCGUGCGUGUGUGUGUGUGCGUGCGUGCGUGCGUGUGUGCGUGCGUACCUGGCAGGGAGGAGGGAGGAGGGGGCUGGGGGGCUGUAGCCUGGUCACACUUGAGAGAGGCAUCCACAGCAGUCUCUGCACCCCUGGAAGAGAGAGAUUAGAUCAAACCCGGCGGUGAUCUUUACGGGAAUAACCUCACGUUUCAUCUCCUUGGCAUGCUGAAUAUUACGCGUUACAGCAUUAAUAUUCAUUGCUGCUAAAGUGCAUUAAUAAGUAAAUAUCCCACAGCGCAGUCGGAUGUGGGUUUUGCAGUCCCAGUUUGGUGAGCGUUAACAGGAAGUUAAAACGACAAGAUACUGGCUGGUGUGUUUUUGUUUUAGAACCAGAUCUGCUCUUUCCAGCUCGGUUGUAGGCAUUAUAGAUCACAGGUCGUUAGGGUGUGAGUGAGUUGGGUUUGCUGUUAAUUGAGUGUCACUGAGAGCAGAACCCAAAUAGAAAGCGGGAAACGUACCAGAGACUGUUACACAAAAAACAUGCCGACCAUUAUUAUAACCGAAAUGGGAAGUCAACCAAUGUGAUGUUUUCAAAUCUCUUCCUUGUGGAAUCUCCAUAUGUUCCUGGAAUUAACAUAAUAAUAAGCAAUAUUGAUCAUGCCACAGGCGUCUGGGUUUCUGACUGAGUGACAGAUCCAUCGUGUGCGGUGGUCUGUACGGUCCGUGCCCUGUCCGUACCGUACGUAAGUUUGCUGCUGCGUUUAGUGUGAGGUUGGUUUGCUUAGGGUGCCUGCUUUUAGGGGUGUCGGUGUUUUGGGUGCUCUUAAGUCUGCAUCAGGGAGUGAUGGGGCCCUUGGCACCUCUUACUGGGGCUGGCAUUUUAUUUUCGGUUGAGUUGUGUGUCCUUUAGUACAAUGCACCAAAUAUAAUGUUAAUCAAAUACCCCCCCGCCCAGGAACAAUGCGAAAAACUUUAUUUGACUGUUAAUAAAUGUUUUUAAAAUAACAAACUGUCGUCGUAUGUAGGUAAGAGUAGAUACGGUGCGGUGAGUGGAGGUGAGGAGGGUUUCUGCCGGUGCCGCACCCAACGUGUGACUGACGCUCCUCCCCUCCUCCAAAUUAAAGGGACACACCCCCACAAACCCCCCCCCCCCCGCACACGGGGUCGGCCGGUCUGAUGGCUAAGCUCAGGACAGACGCACGGACACGCACAGACACACGGACACCCAAAGCUGCUGACCGCGGAGCGCUGAGCCCCGCCUCCACCCGUGGAGCGCUAAGCCCCGCCUCCGCCUUGCCGCUCGGCGCCAUUUUUGUUUUCUCGCCCUGGCCGGAGGAUGGAGAACGGGACGCAGACGAGCCGGAGCGCCUCUCCUCGCCCCCGCCCCUCUCGACCGCGGGGCAGGGGGGGUCUCAGCGCGUCGCCUGUCUGUCGCCAUGGCGCCGGCCUGUCUGGACCCAGUGGUAUUCUGUCUCAGUUCCGUUCUCUCCGCUGCAGCGUAAAGGAUCUUACAUCACAGCGAUCCACCGCCCCUUCCUCGUAAAUGUUUAACUUAUUUUACUACUUCUCUGGUGUGUGAAAAUAUGCAUCUUUGAAAGCAACUUUGAGGUUUCUGUGGCGUUAAUGGUGCUCUCCUCUCUGAAUUUAACACUGGAUAUAAUCAUACCUGUGUGAGGUGUUGACAACGUACCACUGGUGUGGGCUCGGUGAGUCAGCAGCUUGUUUUUAACAAAAAAAAAAAAAUGAUUUUUUUUUUUUUUUUUUUUUAAGUCAUUGAGAAUCAUGGUGCGAGUUUCCACGGUUACGGAGUACACAGCACGGUCACGUAUGGAGCAGUCUGAGAAUCAUACGCACGCGCGGACCGGUCGUUAAAGCUGGGCUCUUAUCCAUUGUGGUGCUGCUGGGCGGUCUUGUGUUUUUAGCUCUCCCGCUGACCAGGCCGGUCCAGGUGUGGUUCGGCGUGGUUCGGCUGGCUGUAGAAGGCAAAGUGACCGUAGUCGAUCCACAGGACUGCGAGAACACGCUCAGAACUGGGUCAGAACCAGGUUAGAACCCGGCUAGAACCCAGUAAGAACCGGGCUAGAACCCAGUCAGAACCGGGUCAGAACCUGAAUAGAACCCAAUCAGAACCAGGUCAGAACCCGGGUAGAACCCAGUCAGAACCGGGUCAGAACCCGGAUAGAACCCAGUCAGAACCGGAUAGAAGCGUAGCCACCGGUCCGCUUUUUACGGGUGAACUCCUCAGCUCCUCCGACUCGUUUUGGUCACACUCGUAUGAUUUAUUUUGUAUUUGAAUUUUUUCUUUUUUUUUGUAGCAGCCAGCUGUCAGUCAUCCCGACUAUUACAGCUUAGUUUAAGAGAAUUCUGCAUAGAAAUAAGACCUUUUAUUAUUAUUAUCAUUAUUAAUAAUGCAAGUCAUUUUAAGCUUCCUUUCAAAUCCACCGUCACCUUUGACCAUUAUACCUCUGCCUGCAUCACAGACGAGGGGACCACGAAAUAGUGGAGUGGCCGCGGGGGGGUGGGGGGAUUGUAUAUUUAUGUAUGUACACUAAAUGCAUAUAGAUUGUCGAUGAAGAAUUUAGGCAAUUGGACCAGGAGUGUCUGGAAAGCUAUCCUUUUUAGUCAGGAUAAAAUUGUGAGAAAUAUAUUUGCAGAUGUAGGAUGCGAUGGUGUGUACAGUGAAUUCAAAGCAAGCUUGUGUUAAUUGAUGUAAAUGUGUGUGUGUGUGUUGUCACUGAGGCAUAGUUUCUGCUGGUGUUGUGGGCAUUUUUUGCCUUCAAAUACGUGUAUUAGCAAGGUUUUUUUUUAUUUUUUAUAUAUAUUUGAUUAAAUAAAAUCCUCUGUCAGUGUAGUUCUGCAGCCAGUCCAAUCAACACGCGGGCUCGCACACGCACUCUCUAGUACAAACAUUCUCACACACUGGGAAACUCACGAACGACAGUCAAACUACUGGGGACUUUUUUUUUUUUUUUUUAAUUACUCAUUUUGAACUUUUAUUUUGUAAUCAGUUUUCAUAGAGAAGUAUCGUACUGUGAAAUGGAGUGACUCUCCUUAGACUGUAUAAUUGUUUAUAAUUUAGUUUAUUAUAUUUAUCCUGUAAUUUUUUUUUUUUGUUUGUUUGUUUCCAUGGUGAUAAUUGUAUUGGGAUUAUUUCAUUUUUCCCGAAAACAUUAGAGCAAACGGUGUAGGACGCAAUAGGUCUUAGGGUAAGUGACGCACAGUCUGAAGAAGAAAAAAAAAAAACAACUCUUGGUGCUACAAUCUAAUCUCCGGACUGUGCCUAAUGUUAUUUAUGAAACAUUAAGAACGUCAACAACAAUUAUUAGAAACAUUUUGGUGCUUCUUGUACACAGGGAAGUUGUGUGCCAUUUUGUGGCAUUCCUUUGUUUGUGAUAUUUAAAAAAUGUAUUGUGUUAAUAAUGCAGGUGUUCUCUUUUAAGGCCUAGUGUGAACAUACACUGCAUGUUUCCAUAAAGCCAUCUGCUGAGCUUGGCACCGGGUCAUUGAUACAAAUUAAGUUUUCACUAGGUAUGUAUGAGUGUGUGUGUGUGUAUAAUAUAUAUACAUGUAUAUACACACACACACGCACAUACAAAUAGAUAUGUACGUACAUAUAUAGUGUGUUUGUGUAUGACACAAAAGAAAACACGUUUUUUUUCUUUCUGAAAACUUGCUUCGGUUUCAUUCAGGACAGUCUAUCAAUGCAGACAAGGUUGUAUCAUACUUCUGUAUAAAUAACCUGCAAAAAGGUCUUUAAUUUAUGAGUAGGCGGACGUUGUUGUUGACAAAGGAAAAUACAGGCAAGGCCAAGUGCUUUUUGUGACGGGGAUAAUGGUGCAUUUUCAUUGGUGCUGAACAAAAACACCUGCGCAGCCAAUAACAUUGGUCGGACAGACUGAUGUACGCUCGGGGGGGCGGGGAAACCGUUGCCGUGACGGCGACAGACCCAACAGAACACUGAGUUCACCUUGACUGUUCCAUGCACUCAGUGUGGAGUUAUGAGGCCUAAUCAGCCACAGUCUACCGUCUCCCCCCGACUGCCUCUUAAAUCACCAGUCUGUAUACGACCCUCAACACAGGCAUAGACAUUUUUCUUUUCGGGUUGCGUGGUGUGUGGAGAUAACGUAAGAAUCAUCGGUUCAUGCUUUUUUGAUUUUGCUUUACGUUUUGCUCUUCUUUUCUUAAACCUCUGGCUCUGUGAGAUCGUUCGACAUGGUGAUGAUGCCUUCUCUGUUUUUAAAAAACAAAAACAAACUGGUGCUGUUUUAACAAUCGGAAUACAACAACAGUGGGGAAAAAUAAAUAACUAGCUGGCGCAUCUUAUACCAAAUUCCAGCGUUUUGAGACCUUACACUGGCUGCCUGUCCCAGGGCUGUCCGUGUCCUCUGCACCCCCUCAUACGCCCCCCCCCCCCCCCCAUUCCACAGUGUGAGCCUAUAACUUCUAACUGUGAUGUUUAAGAACUUGGACAUUGCCGGGUAGUAGGACUACACAUUACAUGGGUCAUAGUGUCUAGGCUUCCAUUGGUCAGGUGUCCGUGUACAGUCUUCACUAACAGGAAAUGACACGUGUGAUGUAUUGUACGUUUGUGUUUUGUGCAUGUGCGUGCGGGUGUGUGUGUGUGUGUUUAAUUUGCAUCUGUGUCAAGGCUCGUCUAAGCUUUAUAGUCACAAUGCUUUUGAGAGGUUAAGGAUGCUUUGUAACCAGGAAUGUGUAAUGACUAUUUCUGUUCUGCGUGAAGUGUGGACUACAAUAUGUCCAUAUAGGACACGACCAGAAAAAGCUAGUCCUUUAUUACCAGCACUGAGGGGUCUUUUGUAAUUGUUGUUAAUGUUGAACUUGUUACAGUUAUGAUUUAUUCUCGAUGUUUGAUAUAAUUGCAGUCGUUAUUGGUGUUUUUUUAUGACAAUAACUAAAGAUUCAGAUCAAUUUUAAUAUCCUUAAACAGUAAGGUGCUCUCCUACACUUUAAACAAGGAACAUGCAGCUAAUGGGUUUAACGUGCCCUCUCUGAUUGUGCUAAAGGAGAGAUGAGCUUUUAAUAAAAUUACACGCGGAAGUUUGA
Molecule: messenger RNA, 10941 nt
Organism: Anguilla rostrata (American eel)
Lineage: Eukaryota; Metazoa; Chordata; Actinopteri; Anguilliformes; Anguillidae
Gene: dot1l
Product: DOT1-like histone H3K79 methyltransferase
Exons: 28
Coding region: 473-5359 (1628 amino acids)
Biological process (GO): DNA damage checkpoint signaling; DNA repair; regulation of transcription regulatory region DNA binding
Cellular component (GO): nucleus
Molecular function (GO): histone H3K79 methyltransferase activity
Source: RefSeq, a predicted model, not a curated record